This is a messenger RNA of Cyclocybe aegerita, 828 nucleotides long. Lineage: Eukaryota; Fungi; Basidiomycota; Agaricomycetes; Agaricales; Hemipholiotaceae. The record is from the annotation of a GenBank genome assembly.
AUGACGCGAAACCUUCCUUUCAACUUUCUUCUUAACCACCACCAUCCACUUCUAUUGUCUUACUCCUCAAACAUGCCCGAACCCAACACUAAGGAAAGGUGCUCCUGGUUGGUCUGCGACAAGCCAGGCAAGCUGCGUUGCACGCGGUGUAGAGACGCGACUCCGCAAACGCUUUACUGCAGCGCCAAGUGUCAAAAGAACGACUGGAUCUUCCAUAAAGCCUACUGCGGCAAGAAAGCAUACACCUUCGACAUAACCCUCGUCGCCUCCUCCUCCCCCGCCAUCACUCGCACCGUCGCCAUACCCGCCUGGUUCACCUUCCGCCAGCUGCACUACACGCUCCAAUACGCGAUGGGACCCUGGCAACACACGCACAUGCACGAGUUCUCCUUCAACCGGCUCCUCUCCGAGUUCGAGUCGCCCACCCAGCCGGGAUACUGGGUGCGCAAUGAGGUCGACAGGGGCCCGCACAGGCUCGACACUCUCGCGGGGCGCGACGAGCGCCUCAAGGUCGGCCCUGCAGAGUUGUAUGACGACGAUAAGUUGGAUAAUUGGCAUCCCAUGCUGGGGCGCCCGCCGAAGAAGGUCCCGAAGGAGAGGGAGAAAACCCUCAGGUUGGAGGUGUUCGACGUGAAUGGAAGGCUGUAUGAAACGGUUGCGAAGGACGGGGAUAUGUACCCGUUGAUUUAUACGUACGAUUUUGGGGAUAACUGGGAGCACGAGCUCAUCUUCAAAGGCGAGACACUCGCUCGUGCCGCUCGUCCGCUCUUCAGUUUUGCGCAAGGAUGCGGCCCCGUCGAAGACUGCCCGAGGGCUGGGACGAAGUAA